Suncus etruscus (white-toothed pygmy shrew) is the source of this 1647-nucleotide messenger RNA. RefSeq names its product glycosyltransferase 8 domain containing 1 (gene GLT8D1). Bases 180 to 1295 code for a protein of 371 amino acids. NCBI's taxonomy places the organism in Eukaryota, Metazoa, Chordata, Mammalia, Eulipotyphla, Soricidae. The transcript has 10 exons. The record is from RefSeq and is a predicted model, not a curated record. Gene Ontology annotation, cellular component: Golgi apparatus. Gene Ontology annotation, molecular function: glycosyltransferase activity.
CCACUGUGGCCCAAAUUAUAACAGCAACAAUAAUUAUGUUAACCAUUGAUUGCACCUUUCUUUGUGUCAGUGGCCUGAAGAUAUAGUUGAGACCAACACACAGCCCAGACAUGUAAGAAGACAACCACCUGACUCGGAGAUGAUUAAUAGCUAUUACUUAUAGAAGAUAGAAGAAGAAGAUGACAUUCCGUAGAGUGAACAUCAUCAUCCUGCUCCUUGUUGUUGCUCUAUUUGUACUGGUUUUGCAACAUAAAUUCUUUGGCCUGAGCAGUUUGCUAAGGAGCGAGGUUUCAGAUUCGGGCAUUGUGGGACUUCAUCCUAUAGACUUUGUCACAAGUGCUUCCCGGCAUUUGGUAGAUAGAAACCAAGAGGAAAUUCCUGUGGUGAUUGCUGCAUCUGAAGAUAGGCUUGGGGGCGCCAUUGCAGCCAUAAACAGCAUCCAGCACAACACGCGCUCCAAUGUGGUCUUCUACAUUGUUACGUUCAACAGGACAGCAGACCACCUCAGGUCCUGGCUCAACAGUGGUACCCUGAAAAAUAUCAGGUACAAAAUUGUGAAUUUUGACACUAAACUUUUGGAAGGGAAAAUAAAGGAGGAUCCUGAGCAAGGGGAAUCCAUAAAACCAUUAACUUUUGCCAGAUUCUACUUGCCAAUUCUGGUUCCCCAUGCAAAGAAGGCCAUCUAUAUGGAUGAUGACGUUAUUGUUCAAGGUGAUAUCCUUGCUCUUUACAAGACACCACUAAAACCAGGACAUGCAGCUGCGUUUUCAGAAGAUUGUGAUUCUACCUCUACAAAAGUUGUCAUCCGUGGAGCAGGCAACCAGUACAAUUAUAUUGGAUAUCUGGACUAUAAAAAAGAAAGGAUUCGAAAACUUUCCAUGAAGGCCAGCACCUGUUCCUUUAACCCUGGGGUUUUCGUUGCAAACUUGACAGAAUGGAAAAGACAGAAUAUAACCAACCAGCUGGAAAAAUGGAUGAAACUAAAUGUAGAAGAGGGGUUGUAUAGCAGAACGCUGGCUGGUAGCAUCACUACUCCACCUCUCCUCAUCGUAUUUUAUCAGCAGCAUUCCACCAUUGACCCGAUGUGGAAUGUUCGACACCUUGGUUCCAGCGCUGGGAAACGAUAUUCACCUCAGUUUGUAAAGGCUGCAAAGUUACUCCACUGGAACGGGCACUUUAAGCCAUGGGGAAGAACUGCUUCAUAUACUGAUGUCUGGGAAAAAUGGUAUAUUCCAGACCCAACAGGCAAAUUCAGCCUAAUCCGAAGACAUGUGGAGAUCUCAAAUGUAAAGUAGGGGUUUGUGUCAUAAGCAUUUCUCAGGAAAUACUGGAAGACGUGUGGGAAAGUAUGGUCGUUGGGCUUUAAUCUGCAGCAACCCACCAAAGAAGGGUCCUUCUUAACUGGAUGAAGAUGAACCGUCAGCUUCUCAGAUGGACUCUAAUCAAGUGUUUUGAACACUACUGCUCAGUUAUCUUUGGAUCAAGCCCAUUGAUGUUCAGGGGCCACUUCUGGCUCUGUACUCGAGCCAUCACUCCUGGCAGUGCUGAGCUGAAGACCAUAUGGGUUGGGCCUUACUUUUUAAUAUCUCCAACCCCGUUUUUUAUUGGCUAGACCUGUAAAUAAAGUGAAACCUAUAUUUUAAGGUA